Messenger RNA from Prosopis cineraria, 1014 nucleotides. Its product is annotated as metalloendoproteinase 2-MMP-like. Gene Ontology annotation, biological process: extracellular matrix organization; proteolysis; collagen catabolic process. Gene Ontology annotation, cellular component: extracellular matrix. The transcript has 2 exons. Gene Ontology annotation, molecular function: metalloendopeptidase activity; zinc ion binding. Bases 1 to 1014 code for a protein of 337 amino acids. The record is from RefSeq and is a predicted model, not a curated record. NCBI's taxonomy places the organism in Eukaryota, Viridiplantae, Streptophyta, Magnoliopsida, Fabales, Fabaceae.
AUGAGGGUGAGAAGAGCUUACAUUCUGGUCUUGAUUUUAUCCCUUCUAGUUGUUGAUGAAUCUUCCCCGUUUCUUCUCCGACCAGCUUCAGCUAAUAUAUUGUUCAGUAUACCUUUGUGGCUCAGAAUAUUCAGAACCCUCAGAACCCUAAAUUUUAGCAAGAUUUCCAAAGUAUGGGAUCAAUUGAGAUCAUUCUUGCGUGGCCAUGGUGGUCGUCUUCGAAUAGGAGACGUCGUCGACGGCAUAUCUAAGCUUCAAGACUAUUUUCAGUUGUUCGGUUACCUUAAUUCCACUUUGAAUUCAAAUUUCACCGAUGAAUUCUCCGUCGAGCUCGAAUCAGCCAUUAAAUACUUUCAGAAGACUUUCCACCUCAACGCGACCGGCCAGCCCGACAACGCCACUGCGUCGUUGAUCACGCUACCACGAUGCGGCUUUCCUGACGUUAUAAAUGGAUCCAUCACUGUGAUGGAGAAUAGUACGACGCCGUUUACCAAGUGGUGGCCGGAGGGGAAGAUAGAGUUUACUUAUGCUUUUUCACCUGAAAAUGAGACGAUGACGACGUCGUUAAAGGUUGUGUUCUCGGACGCCUUCAGUCGGUGGUCUGUGGUGACGAGGUUGAAUUUUACAGAGACGACGUCGUUUAAUGAAUCUGAUAUUCGAAUCACGUUCCUGUCGCUGGAUGGGCAGUUAGGACUGAACUCGACGGAGAGCGACGAACUGGAUCUGGAGACGGUGGUGAUGCACCAGAUCGGUCACGUGCUGGGACUGAGCCACUCGGCGAUAGAGGAGGCAGUUAUGUACCCUUUCAAUUUGGCAUCGAAGAAAAGGAAGGUGGAUUUUGCGAAAGAUGAGUUGGAGAGGAUUCAGCAGUUCUACGGUGCAAAAUCCGAUUCAAGUGAGUUAUCACCAGCGCAGUCGCCGUCGCCGGAAGCCGGUGUAGUAGGCGGCGCAGGGCCAAGAUGGGGUCGGGAUACAACUUUAUGGCUCGGAAUCAUGUUGCUUUUCUGGUCUUGA